Monoraphidium neglectum is the source of this 462-nucleotide messenger RNA. RefSeq lists its product as hypothetical. The coding region runs from base 1 to 462 and encodes 153 amino acids. NCBI's taxonomy places the organism in Eukaryota, Viridiplantae, Chlorophyta, Chlorophyceae, Sphaeropleales, Selenastraceae. The transcript has 4 exons. The record is from RefSeq and is a predicted model, not a curated record.
AUGGAUCAGCACCCCGUUUCCUUGUUUUUACACCCCACACCAUGCAACAUUCUGGUGAUGCCUCCUCAGGUGUUUGACCCGGAGUCGCUGCAGGCCCUGGUGGAACUGGAGGCACACCAGGACUUUGCCUGGUUGAGGUGGGCCAGCGCGCUGGCCGGGGCGGUCGGCCUGAUGCGCCGUGGGCAGCGGCUCAACAUGUGGAAGGUGUGGUCCGUGCAGGUGCUGCACUUUGAAGAGAACCCUGUCACAGGGGAGCUGCGCAUCAAGCACCAGAUUGAGCUGGUUGACCAAAUGAUGCUCUUUGGUGUGCUGGUGGUGAGCGCUGUGCUGGUCCGUGCUCCCCCAGGCACACCACUGGCGACGGCGCUGCUGCUGAUACGCACCGCUGUGGGGCACACCAUCUCCUUUGGCAUAGGGCUGCUCGGCGCGGCCCUGUCCUUAGUGGGCAUUAGGCUGGGCUGA